CGAAUGGAUGAGUCUUCUCGGAUAGUAAUCCAAUGUUUCCCUAGCCGCGCUAUUACACUUAAGUAAGAAUAAUCCUUCUUUUUUAUCCUUUUUCCGUCUCUCACUUUAUUUGACAUUUUCAUUCGAAGCUCUUUAAUAACCGCCGACGAACACACAGUGCGAGUGCGAGUAAGUUCAUCGCUAAUGGCGGAGAAGCCUCAGCCUGUUCGUGUUUUAUACUGCGGAGUUUGCGGGUUACCCGCUGAGUACUGCGAGUUUGGACCUGAUUUUGAGAGCUGCAAGCCAUGGUUGAUACAGAACGUACCGGAUCUCUACCCGGAUCUCCUCAAAGAGGCUGAUGCGAAAGACGCUGAUAAAGUAUCUGAUCAGCUCCAAUCCACCUCAAUCUCUGGCGGUUCUUCUAAACCUAAAGAGGAAGAUGUAAAACGUUUACCUGGUGGAAAAAUUAAAAAGAAGGAGAAGCAGGAAGUUAUUAUUGAAAAGAUGACUCGAAACAAGCGGAAAUGUAUCACCACUGUAAAAGGCCUAGAUCUUUUUGGGGUUAAACUGAGUGAUGCAUCAAAGAAGCUUGGAAAGAAGUUUGCUACUGGAGCUUCUGUCACGAAGGGCCCAACUGAGAAGGAGCAAAUUGAUGUUCAAGGAGACAUAUCUUAUGACAUUGUGGAGUUCAUUACAGACACAUGGCCUGAUGUACCAGAGGCUGCAAUUUUCUUCAUUGAGGAUGGGAAAAAGGUUCCAGCUGUGUAAACGCCAACCAAGUCGAGGGAGGUUUGAAUUUCACUGAAUGAAAUGAGAUCUCAAAUCAAAGGGCUUCCGUUCCAAAGUUAUGGACGACUUUAUAAUGCUGAUUUAGAUAAAAAUUUCCACUCAUGGUAUAUGUAUGUACCAAAUUGUUAUAUCGUCUCGCAAUUCAGACGUGUUUUAAAGUAAUGAAUUGGUUUGUACAGUGGCCUAAAUUCUGUUUCUGUUCGUGCAUUUUACAUGAGAGGAGAUCAAAGUUUUGGCUUAGAUAGUUUCGUUUUAAUAUUUAUAUUUGCCUUAUCUGAA
This is a messenger RNA of Olea europaea var. sylvestris, 1047 nucleotides long. Its product is annotated as translation machinery-associated protein 22-like. Bases 184 to 747 code for a protein of 187 amino acids. The transcript has 7 exons. Lineage: Eukaryota; Viridiplantae; Streptophyta; Magnoliopsida; Lamiales; Oleaceae. Gene Ontology annotation, molecular function: translation initiation factor activity; mRNA binding. The record is from RefSeq and is a predicted model, not a curated record. Gene Ontology annotation, biological process: formation of translation preinitiation complex; translation reinitiation.